Messenger RNA from Phymastichus coffea, 3256 nucleotides. RefSeq lists its product as uncharacterized. The transcript has 9 exons. Gene Ontology annotation, molecular function: RNA polymerase II cis-regulatory region sequence-specific DNA binding; DNA-binding transcription factor activity, RNA polymerase II-specific. The record is from RefSeq and is a predicted model, not a curated record. The coding region runs from base 552 to 2648 and encodes 698 amino acids. Gene Ontology annotation, biological process: regulation of transcription by RNA polymerase II. Gene Ontology annotation, cellular component: nucleus. Lineage: Eukaryota; Metazoa; Arthropoda; Insecta; Hymenoptera; Eulophidae.
CUUGAUAGUUGUAACAAUUAGUGGUAAUUUGUAAUUGUCCUAUUAUUUCUUUUAGAAACAAAUUUAUAGAAUUGUACUGAUGGUACAAUUUAGACUACAGAAGAAAAUGUUAUUUGUGUCGAGCUGUUUUUGCAUCGGUAGAUUCGGGAUUCGGGCCCAGUCCGGCCCCUGCCCCCUAGCCGCACAUGCGGGACGCAAUGUAUGUAUUUUUACAUACUUUACAUAUAUAUUAAACUAACAAUUGUGUGAAUUGUGAAAUCAAUUUAACCUAAUAGGCACGAUAAUACUAAACUGUAGUGCAAUUAACUUAUAUUCUUGGAUAUAAAAAUAAUAAAAUAAAUGAAUAUGUAAUAGAAAAAGUAUUGAAAUCCCUGGAUUAAUGUGUUUUAUAUAUGAUAAAAGUUCUUAAAACAAUCGUUAAUCUUUAAAACUUACUCGUAAUAUAAUUGUUUACGUUUAGCAGUUGGCAAGCUGCUAAUAAGAAUCUAACACAUAAAAAGACUGAAUUUGUGAAUUUAUUAAGUGUAAGAAAAUACUUAACAAAUGUUAUAAUGAAGUGUCCUAAAAAUUUUGAUAAAGUAAUACAUCAACCAACGCUUACUGAUAUGUGGUUUGGCAAGAAAAUAUAUUCAGAAGUAAAGACAGAAAGUGAUUUCAGUGAAUAUAGUCCAGAGAAAAAAUAUGAAAAUCUUAGGAAAACUUGUCCAUUGAAUAGCACUACUCACAGUGAUGUAGAAACUUCAGCUACUAAUGAGAUAACAGAUAUUGAAAACAACAGCGAUGACAACGAUAUCAUAAAAAGUUCUCAAGAUACCCAUAAAUCUAAAUUAAGAAAUAAAAUUGAUAAAACAUUAGCUAAAAUAUCUAAAACACCUCAAUUAACUCCUCAUAAGUCAAGAAAUCCUAAAUUGUUUGGCUCCCCCAAUAAAAAAUUAAGUUCUAGUGAAGUUUAUGAAGUUAGUUCUAAUGUAAUAAAAAAAGAAAUAGUGGAAUUACUUGAUGAUAUGAAAGAUUUUGAAUCCAUUGAAAUGAAUCAUAAUUUGAGUGAUAUACUUGUUAAUAGCACAUCUCCAAAUAUUUUAGACUGCACAGAACUUAUAAAUCAUCCUGUCGAGAUAGAAUCAUUUAUAAAAGGUGAUACAAAUGCAGAGAAUGAUCAAUUAAAAGAUUCACUUCAAAUCGAUGAAAAAAUGAUGGAACAUGAAAAGCCAAAGAUAAUCACAAAAUUAAAAAGUAUAAUGAUUGAUAAAAAAAUUAGUAAAACUAAAUUAAAAGACAUUAUACCGGUUCCAAAGAAAUCAUCAGAUGUAAAGAAAUUUCAUGAUCUAAUGGAUAAAAGCAAAUCAAGGAAGAACUUAAAUCUACAAAACAAUAAUAGAGAAACAAUGAAAUUGAAAACUCAUGUAUUAUCUACGAAACUUUUAAAGGUAUUGAAGACUUUUAAUGUUCAGUUGCAACAUGAAGUUCCACCUCAACACAUGAUUGAGACUAGUGCUGGAGCACGAACUUUGAAUCCAGAACAAAUUGCUAGUUUUCAAAAUUAUGGACCACUGAAAAGAGGGCCCUAUUCCAAAGAAGAAGAUGAUGUAAUAAAAAAAAACUGGGAAACAUUCUGUGAUGUACAUAAUUGGGACAAAAAUAUUGUAGAACCAUUUUUAUACAUGAGACAUGAAGGUAAAUAUUAUAUUCCUGUACUUGAAGAAAGAAAAAAUUUUGUGCGGUUUUUAGCAAAUGGAUUGCCUUGGAGAAGUUUGUACAGUGUACAUUAUAGAUUUAGAAAUAUGUUUAAUACUUCUGUUUACAAUGGGCCAUAUACUCUAAAGGAAGAUAAAAAAAUUUUAUCAUAUAUGAGCAAAGCAUCAAGUGUAGAAGAUAAUAAAUGCGCAGAAUUGGCAAAACUACUUAAUAGAAAAAGGCAAUCAAUCUGGACACGCUAUCAAAAGUUGAAGAAAAAUUAUAAUUUGUCUGAUACGCCUGAUAAAAAACAGAAGAUAAAAAAACAGUCACGGAGAAAAAAGAAGGAAGCUAUGUCAAAUAAAAUCAAUUUGUAUAGCAUACCUAAGAUUUUUACAGAUAUCAAGUGGACUUGUCCUUUGGUAAAAAAGUUUAUUGAUUCGAUAUUGGAAAUAACAGCUUGUAAUGAUUUAAUGAAUUUAAAAAAUCAACAAAUUGAUACAAUUGUGUGGAGAAAACUAGAGAAAAAAAUGUGUAUUGAUAGCAUUGUUUUGCAAAAUUUUUGGUAUUUGCAAUUGCACAUGCAACUUUUUUGUCCAACACCUAUUUAUUUAAAUGAUAUAAAAGUCAAACUGAUAGAACACAUUUAUACAAAACAACUAGAUUAUCCGGAGGAAAUCAAUUGGGAAAGUAUUUCUGCUCAUUUCAAUGGAAUAACACCACAUUUUUUGUCAAAACUUUUUGAGCAACUCUUUAAUUGUGCUAGAAAAAAUAUCACAGUAUCAAAUUUAAGUGAUGCUUUGGAGUAUUUAUAUAAAAACUAUGUACCCAUGUUAAUUGAGAAGUCAAUAGAUGCCAUUUUACCAAAGUUAUUCUAUCACAAGGGCAAAAUUAUUUGCAUUGAUAAGGGUUCGGAAAAAAAAAUUCCUAACAAGUUUACUACAGAUCCAUUUUAUAAUGAGGAUGAAACUUAAAAAUUUGAAAUAUUUUUAUACUGUUGUUUAGCGGUACAUAUGUUUAUAUUAUACAUAUAAGUAUAUGCAUAUAUAUAUGUAUAGUAGAAAUACAUGCAGAUGCUUUUUCCUUAUUAUUUUUAUAUUUAUUUGAAUUUGCGAGAUUUAAACAUAUAUUUAUAAAUUAAUAGAAAAAUUUAAAUACAAUUUUUUAUUGUCUUAUAAUUGAAACUAUGUAAAUAUUAUUAUAGUUCAUAGUUCAUUAAGGUAUAGUUCGAUGAAUCCAUUGUUAAUGAUUUUACUAUAAAAUUAUACGAACAUUUUUUGUAUAUUUCCUUUUAACUAUAUAAACUCAAUUAUAAAAUAAUAAUAAACAUUUCUGAACUCAAAUUUGAGAACAAAUUCCGCAAUUCUCAGAUCAUAACAUCGGCUUUUAUGAAAAUUUGAUUUUUUACUUGCGUUUUAAGAAUAUUUUUUAAGCUAAGAAUAGUACAUCUUUCUAGAAAUACAAUUCAUAAACGUUAAAUUUCAUGGAAUCUCAUUAUUAAAAAAACGUUAGGGUCGCCGAAGUUUUUAAAGAAUAAUUUGUAAUAUACGUUAAAUUGAGUGUAAAAAAGUCAUUUUGAUAA